Messenger RNA from Xyrichtys novacula (pearly razorfish), 27810 nucleotides. Lineage: Eukaryota; Metazoa; Chordata; Actinopteri; Labriformes; Labridae. The record is from the annotation of a GenBank genome assembly.
AUGUGCCUUUUGACAGCAGCCCUGCUGUUUUCUCUUCUCGGUGAGUAUUUUUGCUUUCUUUGACGUUGCACAAGACUGACUGGGAUGUCAUGAGUUAACUAUGGAUUCAGCCGGUUAAUGUCUAUGAUGACAAAGUCUGGGGUUUUAAACCAUGUGACACGGAGGAGGGAGAAUCUGCAGGUUUUCCUCCAGAAGAUGCUCAGUACAGUUUUAGUCUAUAGGCUCUUGAGUUGAUUUUCAUCAUUGCAUUUUCCUUGAUUAAAAAGAAAGCCUGUACACAUUUACAAAUUAGAAUGGCGCAAAAGGUUUCAUUAUUUAACAUUUGAUCUUUUUUUAAUCAUGUUUAACUUGGUGACCAAAUGUGCAGUAGUUUCAGCACCAGCCCAGUUUUAUUGCUAAAAGACUGGCUUGCUGAGGUUGCAUCCUCUCUCUGUGACUCCUACUCUGUCAUGGCAAUUAUCUUAAUGAUGUAAUUAGAAACAUGAGAUCUGGGUAAGUACUCUCAACUACAAUCACAGCUACUCCCAAGGAUGCACAAUUCCCUGAUUUAACAUGCUGAAAUUGACAGAGACAAAUCAAUGUGCUGCUUUUCUGUGAUGCGUUCACAGUCUGCUGUAAAUAGAACUGACAAAAUCCUUGGUAUCUGUUUUGUCGUGCAAAAACAAUCAGAUAUUUUACAGAGCAGCUGGGUCAUAUGAUUAUUCAUGACCUAGAACCAGACUGAAAGUCACAUUUCCACUUAGUGCAUGUGCAUUUUUGAGUUCAACUGCCACAUAGCUAACAUAACAUAAAAGCAGUCAGAGCAUUCAUCUACAUCUGUCCAUGAAGACAAACUUUAACUGAAUUGUUUUCCAGUUAGUCAUCAUGUCACCUACCAAGCAGCAGAAUCCAUUACCUUCUGUAUGAUGGGUCACAAACAAAUGAUUUUUUUCUGUCUGUAAUUAUAAGUCGCUUUGACAGUAUUCACCUGGUUGAGUGAUUAUGUGUGAUCAGGCUGCGGUUUAUGUGUCUCUGUGUCACUGAAGUGUGAGGACCUGUCGCAGCUGUCUCACAUCAACCAAGCCGCAUCUUGCAGACCGGCAUUGUUCCUGGUUUUCACCUUGCGCAAACUGUAUUAGAUGACAGAUGUUUACAUGGUUUGUGUCUGACAUUUACAAUGCAUUAAUGUGUGUCCUCUGAUGUGGCAUGCAUAAAAAAAAUCCAGUGCAAAACAUUUCAUGGUCAGAAUGAAGACCGUUGUGGGCUGCUCUAUAAGAACUCUGUUUUGGUUCAUCCGCUAAAUAUUUUUUUACAGAUUGACGCAACAUUUCUUACAGAUAGAACAAAGCUUCAUACUUUCUUAUUUAUAGAUGAAGAUAAGGUCCAUGUUGAGCCACUUAGAAGAAUGAAGUGAAAAUAGUGAAACAGAUUAAAGUUAAUACUAGUGUCCCUUUAUGAUCAUAUAAAAGCAAAAAAAUCUCAUAAAUAAUAACUAUUUCUAUGUUGUAAUUCAUCAUUCCUGAGAAGUAGGUGUCAAACCUGAUGAUUGACAGUGCUCUAAGGAAGUGUCUUUACAUUUCCUUAGAAAAACUCACACUGUGGCACCGUGUCACUGUUCACUGUAGAAAAAAAGAAGGAUGAUUUGGUAACACUUUACAAUAACCAUAUCUUAUAAAUGGUAAAUAGACCAUUUACAAAUGGUAAGCAGAUAGUUUAUUAAUGUUUAAUCAUCAAUGAUAAAAAGCAUAAAAACCAUUAAUAAAUUGUACAUUUUACAAUUUUAAAAAAAGUAUUACAAACAUCAGUUGCAACUUUACAAUAACUAUCUCAGUAAUGUUUAUAGAUGGUUUAUAAACCAAAUAUUAACCAUUUUCAAACUGCUUCUGACACAAUGUUAUCUAGAUGUUUUACAACCAAUAUUAAAACCCUGUAUAAACCCUUAACCCUAAAUAGUCCAUUAUAAUUAAUGAAAAUGAUUAAUUGUAAUUUUAUUGCUUGUUAAUGAAAAAGUAACUGUUAACUUAAAUUGAUUAAACUAUCUAUUUGCCAUUUAUAAUUUGUCUAUAUGCUGUUUUUAAAUUACUAAAAAACAUUAUAAACUAUCUAUUUACCAUUUAUAAAUUAUGGUUAUUGUAAAGUGUUACCAAUGAUUUUAUUUUGUAUAUUGAAAAAAUACAUUGGGGUGUUGGUUGAGAUUAAAAAAAAAAAGCUAUAAGGUUCUCAUCUUUGCGCACUGGGGGUGUGAAAUUUGAUGCACACCAUUUACAAUAGCUGUAGGGACGAUGUACCUUUAAAUCAUUUAUUUCUGUUGUGGAUAAAUUUUAUUGACAUAUCAACUGAUCAUUAUUCCAAGAUCCAAGCUAAGGUCUUUCUUCAACCUUAUCUUACAGAGAUUUUAUUUUGGCUUUUUUUAUUUUUAUUUUUUAUCAUGUGACACUUUCUUGACUCAUACCUGUCUUUUAGCUGUCUCACACGGACUAUUGUUCAUGUUGUCCUAUGACCCUAAGGCCUAACCAGGACUUGCUGCCUGUUCCUUUCUCUGUUUUGUUUUGUUUUUUUGUCUUAAAUAAAACACACAAUGUGCACACACAUUCAAGAAGGACUUUUUUCAAAGUACAUUCAGUGUUAUGCAGGACCAUCCAAUCUCAUACAAACUCAUAGUUACUCAUAGUUACUGAUGGCUGAGAGUUUUGUUCAUUGUCAUAUUUGUGGGCCAGAAUAGUUACGUAAUCUUAUAACCUUACUGUCUUUUUCAGGUCCUGUGUCCAGUGUUAAGUUUGAGGCCCCUCUGAGCAUGGGAGGCGUGAUAGGGAAGGUGAUCUUAGACUCCACCUCACAGAUGGCUACUGUCAACGUGACAGGUGCUGGAUCUUGUGGUCAACUUAACCUCUCCCUCAGCAUGUUCCCAGUCAAGUUCGGCCAUUUUGCUCAGCCCUGCUCCUCAAAACAUAUCGGUGACCGUGUCUUCACUUUUGAAGCAGAUCCCGAUUCCUCUGUUAAUGUGUCACAGCUCUUCCAACAAUACUCAAACCUGGACGACUUCUCACUGUCUUUGGAGACAUGUACUGGCACUACAGUGUGCACAGUUGUAUCUCAAAGUGGAAUGCACAUGACACAUCAGGCCAGAUUCUAUGGACCUAUCGCUGGCAACGUUUACAUCCGUCUCAACUCGGGACAAACCAAUCCCAGGGUUCUGACAGACCUUGUUGUAAUAGGAGAAGCCAGUGCGACACAGUCAAAUGUCACCCUCUAUGGAUCCAUGAGCACAGACACAAACUGUACCGCUCUUCUUGAAGGCUUAGAUUCCUCAGCUUUAAAGAGUUUGGGUGUGGUAAAAGUUGGUACCCCCUUGAUGCCUUUGAAAUCUCGCCUUGAUCUGUCCAACUUCAACUAUGGCUUUCUUCUGUACCGUAUGAAUUCAAAUUACAAGUGUGCUAAGAUUUACAAUGUGGCAAGGAAGAAGGUGAGCGCUGUCAUGGACAUGAAAGGGAUCAAAGGCCACUUCAGCUUCAUCCAGCCCUCCCCAUUUGACGUGACAGAGGUGAAGUUGAACCUAACCAACUUAAGGAACAAAGUCGGGCCUUAUCAUGUGCACCUGUUUCCUGUCCCCUUUGCCCAAAUGACUGAAUCAUCACUGUGUUCAAAUGAUAACGUAGGUGGUCACUUGAAUCCAUUCAAUGUAAACACAAGCAGCCCAACAUAUCCAAAUGGGCCUGGUUCAUCACAUGACAUGUAUGAGAUUGGUGACCUUAGCAACAAGCACAUGUCCCUUGCAGGUAAAAACGAGGUGGAAAUGUCUUUCAAGGACUACCACCUACCUCUUUUUGGGCAGAACAGCAUUGUUGGUCGUUCAGUUGUCAUUCACCUGUUAGAUGGUUCCAGGUAUGCAUGUGCCAGUAUUGGCUAUCCUGGUGAGGUGGUGGUAUCAAGAGCCAAUUUUCACACCCCUGUGGUUGGUGAUAUCUGGUUCACCCAACUUAAAGACAACCCUUUGUCUGAUGUUUCCAUCUUUACGGAUUUAGCGUACGGUGAUCCCUCAAUGACACCAACCAAAAACCACAACUGGCAUGUCCACGUCUACCCCAUCAGCUCAGAAAAUGAUAACGAUGCUAAUCGCUGCAGCACAGCAGGAGGGCACUGGAACCCCUUUAAUGUCAACACAACAGACAGCAGCUAUGCCCGGGACUGUGACCCAUCCAGACCUUUCUCUUGUGAAGUGGGAGACCUCUCCAACAAGCACAGCACCAUUGAUCUUUUCACCAACCCAUGUAAAGUGGAGGGAAAAAACUUCUUCACUGACGUCACUUCCUGGUUGCCUGAUUCAGGCAUAACCGGUCGAUCUGUGGUUCUCCAUGAGGCAGGCAGAGGUGGGCCAAGGAUUGCUUGUGCCAAUGUAACAAUGACUCGAGUACCUAAGGCUAGCUUAGGUACUUGGUAUGGCCCUGGGAUGACAAGUGGCCAGAUUCAGUUCUCCCAGGCUGUCCCACAAGGUCCCACAACUAUAAACAUGUCCUUAAUGAAUCUGAAUGCCUUAGCAGGGGGUUACCAUGUUCACAUACUCCCCAUCAUACCUGGCAGUGAAGAACCAUGCUCCAAUGCCAACAUCCUUGGUCACUUCAAUCCAUUAGGAGUGAACAUAUCAAACAGCCCUGACCCUGGAACAGGCACUGUGGACCAGUAUGAGAUUGGGGACAUCAGUGGGAAGUUUGGGUUGCUGACUAACCUCAAUGAGCUUCAGACUGUAUACAUGGACCAAAACAUGCCAUUGACUGGACCUCACAGCAUAGUGGGAAGAUCAGUGGUGGUCCACUAUACCAACGGCUCAAGGUGAGACCCUAACUCAUGCCUUUGUGAUUAUUACAGAGAAAUAAACUGACAGAGGGUGACAGUAAAGUAGAGAAUGGGAUAUCAAGAAAUACUUGACAUGAAUGUCGAUCAAAGUUUCCCCAGUAGAGGAAAAAAUAGCACUGUAACAACAUCACUGUAGCCACAAACUCUGCUCAUCAGAUCAGUGCUGUUGAAUUUAAAAACUAAAGCAUUUCUUAUUGUCUGGAUCACAUUUUAAUAUUGACCAUAAAUAAAUAAAUAAAUAAAUAAACAAAAGAAAUAGGAGUAAUUCCAGCUGCGGUAGUUUUUGGUGACACCAAUGCUGUUGCAGUUGAAUAGAUGUAAAACUAGCCCCAGUCUCGGAAGCUCCUUGGCACAAUAACUGACCUGACUGGUCUAUUGAGGGCAAAAUUAGGAGUAGGUUGUCAUGGACAUGGAGUCAUAUCCUUUUCAUGUAUUCUAUUGUAUUAAAGUACAGCUCAUCUAUCUAUUUUGUGAAGAAGAAUGACUCAACUAAGUUUUCAGAGGAAAGAAAUUUCCAAGGUUUACCUCACUGAAGCUGGACAUGCUUUCUAUACUUGUGUGUUUCUGUGUUUUCUUUACAGACUGCGGUGUGCUAACAUCAUGGCUGACACAGAUUCAGAUGGCCAUAUGACCAUUGCUAAGGCGGUUUUCAGUGGCACAGUCAAUGGGACUGUAACAAUGGUAAGUACCAACAAUAGACUAGGGAUGCAAUGAUUAGACUUAGAUGGUCUUAGUAAUAAUCACAUCUUCACAGUUAUUAUUAUAAUAAUGUAUUUAUUUUGCAUCAUCAUCAAUGUAUACAAUCCCAUGAAUAUUAUUUUUAGUACACUAGUGUGUUAUUUACUGAAACCUUUUGAAACAGAAACAACAGAAGAAAUAAAACAGAAACCCAAGAAAAGAUAUACAGUGAUUAAUAGAGAACAUUUCUCAUGCAGUGUUUGAACUUAAUUACACUAAAUAAUCUUUGGCAUAGUGCUGAAAUUGCAAAAGCUACUGAUUACAUCUUUUUUGCCAGACGCCUGGUGAUUUAACCCACUUUGUAUAGUAAUUACUUCACAGAGAUGAGGAAAAUUGCACAGGUACAAAACAACAAAAAAAUGUCUUGAAACAAGGGGCAAAACGAAAGUGGUUUUGCAACAAAAAAUUAAGAGGAAGAGAAAAAGCUUGUUGACUUUGCUUAAGGCUUGAUGUCCUUUAUGUUUUAGUGGGUUUGUGAACAGGUGGUCACAGUUCAAAUUCCACAAAUGCAUGUGUGUGUGUUGAAGACCUGAAUAGAAACUGGAAGAGAAACUUCAUCUAAAGAAAGCUAGGUUGUGUAAAAUACCAUACUCCAUACUUUAAAGAAAGCCAUCCUCACAAACUCUGAGAGUUUAUAUUUACUUUUCAUUAGUGCCAUCCUGGUUCACCCAUUACCUGACCCUAAACUUCAAGAUUCCAACCUGCAUUGUAAGAGCCACAAAAGACAGGCUAUACUUGCAUCUAUACGCCAAGGUUUUCCUUCCAGUUAAUCUGUUAGCGACCAAGCUGCCACAGAAACAUGACAGCGUAUUACUGCUCCAUGAGACAAACAUUGGAGCAACCGGCUAUGGGAAGCUGAACAUUAGCUUAGCUUUGUCUGCUGCAGCCAGAGGAACCCACAAGCUGUCUGAACUGGGAAGCUCAUGGAGGGAACAGCUGUGCCUGUCAGCCACCCUCCAGAGGCCUCAUGCUGUGCUCGGUACUGCAUCUAUGGAUAAGAGCUCCAAAGCAGCUAUAUUAUCAGGGAUAAAAUGAAAGUCUGGUUACUCCCUUACCUUAAAUCUACCUGUCCUGCUUAGGUCACAGAGAGUCAGACGGCCUGAAAAAUACUUUAAGUGGUAAUUCUUUGUAGGAUCCACACAUCCCAGAUUAUGUUCAGGUUUGUCAGCCUUACAGCAGAGGACAUCAAAUUCUAGUUAUGCUGCCUACUAUGUAAGAAACAGAGUGCAUGUGUAUUUUUUUCUUCUGUUAUUCUUCACUUCUGAAGUUUCUUUUCUCUCUUUAUAGCGCCAGCAGAUGUUUCCUGAUGGCAGCAGUGAUGUCACUAUGGAAGUGAACCUUCAACAGAUGACAAGACAAAACGUAGGUGCAGAGAUUUAUACUGAACACACAGUUUAUCACAAAUAUUUUCAUAAAGAAGAGUCUUGGUAAAAAUGAUUUGUACCAGUUAAAGUAAAAUUUGAAAUGAUUUGACAAUUAACAGCCUCAACAUUAAGGACUUGUACUUGUGAAACCACAAAAAAUAAGAUACAUAAUAAGGCAGACACCAGAGUAGCUGAGUGACUGCUAAGCUGAAAAAGACAUGGACAAUAACUCUGAAAUUGAUCAGGAAACGAGAGAGAGCUCCAAUCCGGUCCUGGCUUAAAAUAACGCAAAGAUAACACUGAGUUUGUACCUUCAAGCACUGUAAAUGAAACUGCCACACAAGAAAGAUGAAAUAUUCCCCAAACUUAUAUGGAUCCAUGUUUAUAGUGCCAAAGCUGAAAGUAAAACAUUAACAAAGGAAAGGUAUAAAGUUUAAUAUAGCAGACAUCUAACGUUAAACCAGGAGUAAUGGGUAAGUCAGCAUGAGAGAGCAUUUCUUGUAUGAUAUCGUUUUCCUGCUUCCCAGAGUCACAUAACCAACAUAAGCAACUUUUUUUUUUUGCAAUACAAGGUUACAAAAAUGGAACAUAGACAGAAAGACCGAUUGAAGUUUCCUUAAUAGUUAAACUUAGAGGCCUUGCCUUUCAAUAUGUGUGGAUUCUCUCUGUAUAUGAGACUUCUGAAGUAUAUAGAUAUUCAAAGACAAUGUAUGCACUCUCUCAUGUUUGUAUUUUGUCUCUCCAGCUGUCUUCUGCAUUCAUGGCUAUCAAGCGCAAUCGUGUGGGCGCCAAUGGCCAGUGCAACAGUGUGGGAGAAGUGUUCAAUCCCUUCAAUGUGCCACUGAGUGUAAGGGCAGAGGAGCUCAUCUUUUACUCUGUUGAUCUAUUUUUUAACUUCAAUUUUUCUCUUUUUGCUCUGCAUCACUGAAAAACUAAAAGUAUUUUUAGUUUUUGGCCAAUAUAGAUUUUGCAUUUGAUCAUGUUUACACAGCCCUGGAUAUCAAAUGUAAAACCCUGAAAGCCUGUUAUCAUUUCCCUAUCACUCCCACAGAUAGAUGAUACGCUCAGUUGCAUAACUGACCCUAUAAAAAGGUGCAAUCUGCAACUUUGUCAUGAAAACCACAUCAGCAAGAUAGCCUUUGCAUCCAAGUGGAGACAAAUAUUCCUUUACUUGAAAUACUUGGAAUAUGAAAACUCAAAGACAAGCAUUAUCCACUGUGUAAAACAUUUCGAUUAUGCACAUUUGUGGCAAACUAAACUGAGAUUUAUAAAUUGUCCCUCAGAGCUCAAGCUGUUCUGCAGAAAACCCUCGGCACUGUGCUGUGGGAGAGGUAUCUGGACGACAUGGAAAUGUCAGUCUGAUGAUGAGACAGCUCUUGACUGACAGCAACAUCAUGACGACAGGAGACAACUCAGGUAACAUUACUGCUUUUCAAAGGAGACAGGUGAAAAUGUGUGCAUAUUCAGAAGAGGAAAGACUGAGUUAAGUAAUGAAUGUCAUCUUUAGUAGAGAGUUGUAAACACACAAAUUAAAUAAGUUAGGGUAUUUAAGAGUAUAUAGCACAGUGGAACAGAUGUGUUUAUGUUUGCCUGUCUUUGCAGUUGUGCACAGAUCUCUAGUGCUGAAGGUUGGAGGGGAUAUCAUUGCAUGUGCCGACAUCCUCCCAGAGUCCCCCUCCGCAGCGCAGACCUUUCCCGCUGUGUCCAACUUUAGCAGGUGAGUGCAACAAAACAACUAUAUGAUUAUUGUUUUUUCACCACAUGUGUACCAAUCACCUAUGAGGCCCACAAACAGGGCCUGAAAGUUUAGUUAUAUUUCAAAUUGUGUUGAGUUGUUGUUCUUCUUACUUUGUUUGACCUUUAGACCUCAAAGUUAAGAAGUUGAACAGACUGAAUUCAGCUAAAUGUUGGUGAAAUUAAUAUUAGCCUCCAAUACUGCUCAAAAUAUAGUAUCAAGUGUCAGCAAGAAGGCUAGUUAAUGCACCAAUACAAUGGUAUUAGAUCAGCUGUAUGGAGUUAAAUGAUCAUUUUUCACCAACAUACAAAUAAAUCAGAUAUAAAUUGUCCUCUGAGCAGCAUACGUCAAUCAUUUUUAAAACCCAGUCAAAGGAUAAAGGUGUGAAUGAACAAUCCUUCAGAUCACAUCCAAGUACAACAAAAAGAGAAAGAGAGAAACUUCCUCAUAUCUACACCAGUCAAUCAUUGUUAACAAAAACACAAAUAAAUUAACUAAGGCCCUGAAGAAACAAUACAAUUAUUACCUCAUGUCAAACAUGUCAGUCUUGAUUUGUUGACCUUCCUUGAGAAAACAUGUGACACAUGGCGGAACAGUUUCCUUUUGGCACCUAAUGCAGAUCUCACAAACUUGUAAUUGAAUUGAUUUAUGGUGCAAUUAGUUCAUGGCAUGAUGUCCUGAAGAUAAUGACAUGAUCCACAACGAGGAAGCACAUUGUUUUUUUUUUUGUUUUUUUUAAGUUUUAUUGUUUGUAUGUUAUUGUUCAUUUGUGUUUUGAGUGAGGGGCAGGUAAAAUAAGUUUUGUCCUUUACCUGUUGCCUUCUGGUCCUGUGCUUUGUUACAGUUGAAAAAGGUCUCUUUGUUCUCAUGGAAAUGUUUAAAAAUUGCCAUGAGCGGAACAAAUAAAAUGAAAUGAGAUUGUCAGGAGACUCCUUGCAGUAUUUUCAGUGAAGGCCAGACAACAUUCAUUAUUAUAAAUAUUCUAAAACAUGGCCAUAGUCUUUUUCUGUGAAGACAUGGACAUGGACAAGACAUUGCACAGGCGGUCCUGGUCUGAUGAAAUGUCUUAAAAAGGUCUUAAAAACUUAAACUCAACUGGAUUACAGCAUUUGUCCUUGCUGCAUUCAGUUUGGUUUAGCUAUUUUCUAUGGAGUCAUCACAAAGACAGUGUUUUAAUCAUCGCAUUUGUCUCACUUGGUUUCUCUUUUGAUUAACUAUUAAAUAGCCAAUUAGCUUCUGUUCGAUGCCAGAAUAUGAUGUUAGCACUGAACUUGAUAACACUGUCAGUGGAAAUAUCCCUGUGCAGCCGUAAAUAUUUGUUGUAUUUUAACUGGUGUGUUUUACAGUCUGAAGAAAGUGUCCAAAUUGUGGGGUGAUAUUCUUCAAUGCCUUUUUCAGUCGUGAGGUGUAGUGCCUUCAAAUAAGUGUGAGCCAUGUAGUUUUGAUGCUGUUGUCAACUGUUGCCCAGCAGCUAAAUUGUUAUGAAGUGUUGUGCUGCGCCUUAAAAUCUCUCCUGAUGUCUCUUAAAAUGUUGCUGUACAUUUUUAAUGGUUAACCAACAGGAAAGCAAUUACAUGAAAAUGAUUUGUCUUAUAAGACUGAGAGCCUGCAACACAACAGUAACACACAUAAAAGCCGCUCAGAUUUCUCAAUUGUGACAUUAGAAGUAAUUCAUCCAAAUGUUAAUAUUUAAGAAUUAAACACCAGGGAUUUGUUACAUCAUGUUUCCCACAAGGUUGAUGUUUUCCUGUCUUUUCUUUUUUUUCUUUAUUGGCCUUAGGCAUGACUUCCGUCGUCGGGUUGCUCGUGUGCUGCAGUUGGACAUAUCAAGAGUUACAAUCCUGUCUGGCUCUCCCGAGGAAGCAACAGUCGAAAGCUGCCAGACUGUCAACUUCAUGGUGUCAGGUAGGUCAAAAAUCCUUUCUAAAAAAACAUUCCCCUAUCAUCACAAGAGUACAGCACUGGUAUUAUCUUUAAACACACAAAAAAUAAACUUAAUUUACUGAUUAAUUUACAUUCUUCCUUCUCUAUUCCCACCAAAUGUGCUGGGGAAAAAAAAGCAAACAAGUUACUGUGACUAGCAUUGAUUGGGCAUAUAUUUGAUCCAACACCCAGGGAGCACGUGAAAGUAGGAUACAGUUUUGUUGACCUGUUAAUCCGUAUAAUCUCUAAAGGGAUUGGCUGUACUUGGAGUUUACUUUAUUAAGUACUCAUAACACUGAAGGUGUAACCUCUCUCUGUGGAAUGUAAAAAAGUACUUGGGAGUGUCAAAUACAAGAAACAAACAAAGUGUCUUUAGAAAACUCAUUCACCCAUAUAGCAAAUAUGAACAAAACUUUAACUCUUUAACCUAAAACAAACAUUUUUUAUACACUAAGAUUCAUGUUAUAUACCAUAUAUAAAAUUGUUAUGAGUGUAAAUCAUAAAUUUUAAUCUACUCUUUUAGCCUUUCAUAUUGUGUUCUGAACUCUAUAAGUACUGUUAUGUAACUUCAACACAUAAAGGAACCUACUUUUUAAAUAGAAAAUAACUACUUGAAAAAAAACACAAUCUCUAAUUCUGGUCCCAAUUUGAUAAAAAAGAAAAUUUGUAUCAGUCUGUUGGUACAGCGUGUCAGUCUUCAAACACUUCAAGCCUCCAGCACCAAUCCUGGCAAACUGUAUGCCUCGACUGUGUUCGUAGGGACAAUGAACAAGUAUGGGCAUUGAACAUCUUUAGAAAAGCUGAAAAAUCACCUGGUAACCUGAUGCUGGAGUUGAGUGUCUUAUUUCUGUCCCAUCCUCUAUCUCAGGGGGGAACAGAGAAGUACCUGUGUGGAGGUCUCACACAGUAUAGCACAGGAUGAGCAUUUAUACCCUCAAAAGCCUCCCACAAGGUGCAGAGUUUAAUAUUGCAAUCAUUACUGAGAAAAAGGCCAGUGAUUAUGGAGGUAAUAUUGCAGAAAGAUGCACUCAGAUAAGAGCUGAGAGCAUUGCAUUGUCUUCUUGGCUAACAGAAAAGGGAACAAGAAUGCUAUGCAUACAGACCAUAUUAGAGUUUUACUAACAUCUUGACAUCUAUAUUUAUCUAAAACUGUUAAGCAAUCACAUUUAGUUGCAUGAAGAAGAAAGAAACCGCUGCAGUAUUUCUGGUUUAUACUUAUGUGACUUAAUGAUUUAAACUAAGCUGCAGUAGUUAUCUAGAAAAAACAAAUCACUGAUCAUGUCUUUAAAGUCUUCUGUGAGAUUAAAUAUCACCAUAUCAUCUGUUUCCUCCAGGUGAUGUCAGCAAACAGCUCCUGGACUCUGUUAAAACCAGUGAGAUGAUGGGCGUGUACCAAGAGUCAGACACGUGUACACGUAAGUAGCUCCACCCUCAACUUAACUUUAGGUGAACAUAUGAAUGUAACCUAGUUUAUGCAUGUGAAGCCGACCAGUGUAGUCGAGUUUAAUUCCUUGAAAGAAUAAACUGUGUUUGACUUUCUGAUUUGAUGCCUCCAGGGAGUGCAGGUCCGCUCCUGCUGCCAGGGACUUUGCUUCUUUACUUGAUGUUUGCUGCCGCCUGCCUGCUGCCAUCUUCACUGUAUUCAUAGUUUAUACAAUCAGCCACACCAUACUUUAUUAUCAUAGAUCCUUGGGUCCUCAUUUUGUAAAAUACUGAAUUUGUUUAUGAAUGUAACCAAUCAACUUUGAUGGUCAUCUGAAUGAUAAUUGAACAGAUAAUGCCUUUGUUUCAAUGUUUAACAAUCAAGAUCCUUCAGCCAUACAUUUUAAUUUACACCAGUAGACAUUAAGUUAAUAUGUUUGAUGAUAGGAAAGUAAUCUUUGCACACGAAGAUCUUACUUUUAUCCACUAUUCACUUGGAUUGUUAUAAACCAAUGCUGAAUAUUUACCAUUUUUCAGACCUGUCUGUUCUUUUUUGUUGUUGUUUUGUUUUAUGCACAACAUCCAAGUCAAAUUUUGUAUAAACAUCUGGGAAAUUGUGAAUAAAGACAAUAAUGUUUGUACACCAUGGGCCAGUUGUCUAUUUUUCUGUAGGAGCACCAAACAUGCGAGCAGUGCUUACAGGUCUUUAGCUGGAAGGUAAUUCUAUGACACAUUUUAAAAGGAGAGCUUUCAAAUAAAAUUCUGGUGCCUCACCCUAAUGAGGCAUCAAUUGAGACUUUUAAUGACUGACUAAAUCAAGACUUUACAAAAGGCAUAGGUUAUGAAACUUUUUUCUGGCAGGUGCCCUUGCAGGGCACUCAUUUGGCCUUUCAACCUUUUAAAUUCAAUUUGUAUGCACUGUAUGUUGAGAAAAGGCAUCAAAGCAUGAGGGCCAAAAUACAAGAAACCUACCACACAUAAUAAAAAACACACUUUAGAGUAAUCAGAGUAAGUAGUCAAAUUAGGAUAAGAUAUAGACAUAUACCAUCUUUAUUCACAGCAAAAGGUAGAGGGGCCUGCUAGUUACAUCAACAGGCUUAAGGACUAUGAAAAGGUGUAUCAUAUUCACACAGACAGUGAAGGACUAAGGAAAAAAUAACUGAGCAAAGCCUGGAGUAUAAUGUGGUAAAUACAUUUCAUGUUACCGUAUUUCUCACUUGGUACCUUUAUUAUCAUUAUUUAUUUACAUUAGCAUGUCAUUAGGAAAGGUAAUUUGAAGAUUUCUGAAAUGCACAUAAAAGCAACCCAUAUAGUUUAAAGGUACAACGCUUAAAAAUUGUAAAAAUAAAAAAAGACACAUUUGAGAUGAUAACCAACUAUAGUUGCAAUUUCCUCUUUGCUGUUUCUCUUUCCAGUUAUAGCAACAUCAUGAAAACCUGGUCUAUGUCGUGCAAUCCAACAGCUCUACCACAAAUUCUGCUUUCAGAACGCCUCUGAAUUUUCAAUUCUCUCUUUCUGAAAUGAUCAGACAUGUGUCUACUGUCUAUUAUAGCCUCAUUUAUUAUUGGAGAAAUAAUGAGUUGUGGUGGAGUACUUGAGUGUGUUUUAUUAAACGAGCUUUCUGUUAUUUUGUUCACUUCAUUAACACAUGUAUGUUCUUUAUUAUCUUCAAUUAUAUUUACCUUCAAUGAUAAAGAAGACUACCUGUCCGACCAUUUCGGCAGAAACUGAAAAUUUGGAAACGUCCUGAAAGUAGAACUUUCAAUCCACUGUUGUGUUAGCUUGCAUUACAUGGCUCACAUUUUGGCUGGUAUAUGUUGGAAAGUCAAUUGGAGAUGCCUUGCUGUCACACCUGUAAACACACUUACUUGGUGCUUAGAUGCCCUCAGUUGUGUAGCAUAUUUAGGCUCAAGGUGUAGGGAGAACAAUACCCCAAAGAAGGGUGUUAUCCUGUCAGGCAUGGAGUGUAUCUCAGCUCUUUGCCAGCAUGUUUUUUUUGGAUUUAUACAAUAAAAUAACUAUAUUUAAUGAUAGUAGGCUAAUUCUAUUAUUAAUGAUAAUAAAGUUGUUGUUUUUCCCCAGGAGAAUGUCUUCCUUUUUCACCAAUUAAGUAUAAUUCAGGACUUAUAGUGUAGUUCCUGUAUAUGGCAUAUAGAGUAAUUACAGCAUAGUCGUUAAGAAAUGAGUUAUAGUCUCUGGUGUAUGGUUCACUCAGAGAAAAAGAGGCGAGUCUGGAAUUCUCUACGUCUACUGGAAGAAACUGCAGUCACGUGACUGCAAACGUCAACACCGAAAUGGCAGCCUCCACUUUUGUAAAUUAACACAAGGUCCAAGCUGGUAAAGGAACGAGUCGUUUUUGAGCCAAGAAUCUCAUUUCCAAGACGAAACCACCGGGUGUGUACUCAGUGUUUCACUCGCCGUGUGUGGGGGGACAUAAAAGUUAGCUAGCAGCAGAGUGCGGGGCUAAUGUAAACAUGUACCGGUGGUUGAGAGGGAGCACGGAGGGAUGUUGACUGUUUUCAAGUCGGGAAACGGCUGGUAACUCCAAAGCCAAUAUCAGUUUACUUUUAUUCUGCUACGGCCAAGAGAUAGCGUUCACUUAGAGAAGCAAAUGUGGGUUAGUCGGUUCGCCAGCAACUCUGUAAAUAUACUAAUUGUAGCCGGCGUGCUACCACACCCACUACGGAAUAAAACGGCGACAUACUGAAUGAAUCGGUUAUUGUGUGGUGUAUUGGUUAGUCUGUGAAUGUAGCUAAAGUACAUCAGCCUGGCUAAUUACAAUAUUGUUCUACUGUGUCUUAUAAUACUUGAAGCUACAGCUCUGUUUUUACAUAGACUUAUUGGCUAGUAGAGAGCUUUAAAAUGGACUGAUAUAUUCAAUGCCAACUUGUAAACAACAAUCGCAUGCGGACUGUUUAAGCCUAUAGGAGAGUUCAUCGAUGAAGAGUUCUGCAACCUGAUUGGUUGGCUCGUACACUGAUUUCUACUGUAACGCAGAGGAUGUAGUUGGUGAUAGCUUCCUCUGGACUUAGUUUCCUCUGGACUUUGCUGGAUGAUUGAAGCGGUUAAAAGGGUCACAGACCUGCCAGCACAAGCUAAUUGGCCUACUCUUUUAAUGUUUAACUCCUGCGAAAAUUGCUUUAUGAGUUUAAGACCAAAGAUCCAGGUGUGGACUGUGACUUUGAGCUCCACGUUAAUAGUCAGGUAGGAAACAGCCAGUUGCUGUCCUGGUUUUGUCAGCUGAAGACGACAUGACUUCACAAAAGUCAGGUAACCCACAGACAAUCAGGGUACUUGAAAUAGGAGUAGACAAGGGAAAGGUUAAAUCUUGUUAUUGUUGUUUGAAGCGAGCGGUUUCUGAUAUUCUACAGAUUCUCUUACACCAUAAAUAUCCUGGAAUGACAGUUUGCAUACUUUAAAUUUCAGCAGCCUUUUACAAUCAGUUUAUUGGGCAUGUUAAUGGAUUGUUGAAGUAUCCAGUUUGGUUUUAAGAAGUAUGUUGCAUGUUUAAUCCUUAAACUUUUGUGUCAUGUACUUUCUCCUUAUAGACACCAGUAUGUCUCCAAAGAUCACAGGAGAGCUGCUCAGGCAGCUUCGCCAGGCCAUGAGAAACUGUAAAUACUUCUCUGAGCCUAUACAAGCCUACAUCGUCCCUUCUGGAGAUGCGCAUCAGGUAAGUGAGAUCAAACACAGACUCAUAACAUACAGUGGAUUUAAAAAGUCUACACACCCCUGUUUAACUGCCAGGAUUUUGUGAAGUAAGAAAAUGGCAGCAAGAUAAAUAUAUUCACAACUUUUUUCCACCUUUAAUGUGACCUAUAACCUGUACAAUGCAAUUGGAAAAACAAACUGAAACCUUUAAGGGGAAUGGGAUUCAGAUCUGGUCUCUGGCUGGGCCAUUCCAAAGUCUCAAUCUUAUUCCGGUGAAGCCAUUCUUUUGUUGAUUUACUUGUGUGCUUUGGGUCAUUGUCGUGCUGAAGGAUGAAGUUCCUCUUCAUCUUCAGCUUUCUGGCAGAAGGCCGAAGGUUUUGUGCCAACACUGACUGGUAUUUUGAACUGUUCAGAAUUCCCUUCACCCUGACUAGGGCACCAGUUUCAGCUGAAGAAAAACAGCCCUAAAGCAUGAUGCUGCCACCACCAUGCUUCACUGUGGGUAUGGUGUUCUUUUGGUGAUGAGCAGUGUUGUUUUUGCGCAAAAUAUACCUUUUGCAAUUAUGUCCAAAAAGUUAAACUUUGGUUUCAUCAGACCAUAAAACAUUUUCCCUCAUGCGUUUGGGAGAUUUCAGAUGUCUUUUUGCAAAAUUAAGCAGGGCUUUGAUGUUUUUCUUUGUAAGAUAAGGUUUCUGUCUUGCCACCCUACCCCACAGCCCAGACAUAUGAAGACAGCGGGAGAUGUUGUCUUAUGUACUACACAGCCAGUACUUGCCAGAAAUCCCUGCAGCUCCUUUAGUGUUGUUGUUGUUGAUGACGGUUUUUACUGUGUUCCAUGGUAUAUCUAAUUCCUUGGAAAUUCUUUGUAGCCCUCACCAGACUGAUAUCUUUGAAUAAUAAGAUGCCUCUGAUGCUUUGGAAGCUCUCUGCGGACCAUGGCUUGUGUUGGAAGAUGUGGCUACAAAAAUGUCAGGAAAAGCCUUCUAGAACAGCUGAACUUUAUUUGGGGUUGAUCAGAGGCACUUUAAUUGGUGACAGGUGUGUGCUGACUCCAAUUUAACCUGAGUUUGAAUGUUAUUGGUUAAAUCUGAACACAGCCACAUCCCCAGUUAUGAAAGGGUGUGCACACUUAGGCAACCACAUGAUCUCAGUUGUUUAUUUUUACUUCACCUCCCUGAAAGAUUUCUGUUUGUUUUUCAAUUGUGUUGUACAGGUUAUAGGUCACAUUGAAGGCGGAAGAAGUUGUGAAAUUAUUUAUCUUGAUGUAACUUUUUUACAUGACAAAAACCUGGCAGUUGAACAGGGGUGUGUACACUUUUUAUAUCCACUGUAUGUGUACUAAAGAACAUUUGGACAUGGCCGAGUAUUUGAAAACAUGAAUCUGGAACUGUUUGCAGAGACUGUCAGCUGCCACCAUUGCAUGAUUUACUUUGGUUGUAUUCUAAUUAACUUUCAAUAGUCUCAACUGACCUUCGCAAUUAAUUGCAGCCCUUUGCCAACUGCUCCUCCCUUUCCCCACUCCUUGUACGAGGCGUGAUGUGAGAAGAGCAGCAAAGGCGGCAUUUAAAUGUCUGACUUGUUGGUAGCCUCUUUACACUGAUUUGUUAAUGAAGCUGAUGUCUCUUUCUCCUUCUUCCAUUCUCUCUCUUUAUCUCUGGGCCCCUUCGCCUUUCAGAGUGAAUACAUAGCACCAUGUGACUGCAGACGUGAAUUCAUCUGUGGGUUCAACGGCUCUGCAGGUAUGUUCAUCUUGUGGUGACUGCUUUGACCAGAAGCCAAGCUGUUAUGGUGGAGAAUUCUGGGACAGGGUAGUAAUUUAGUCUCAAGUUCAGUUUGGUUACAGCAGUAACGUGUCAGCACAGAAUGGACAAUGGUUCAUCUAAAUUGGCCUACAUUUUCGACGAUAGAGACACUGCUGUUCAUCCUGGCAUAAGCACAGGUUGUAAAAAAUACAGUCAUCUUGAUCACUCACAGAACUUGUAUCUGCCUUUGAGAUUUUAGAGGCAGAUAGUAAUGUUUUUAUGUUUCUAUAAACAGGUCAAACAACUCAUCGUUUUGUAGGUCAAACAAUAAAAACAAACAAGUGCAUCACCAUUUUUAAGAUUCAUCACUAGCAAGGAUUUCAUCCAACAAACUGCCUGUGUUUUGAAAGGUCUGAUCAUUCUAUUUUGUGUUGCAUAGGCACAGCCAUUGUCACAGAGCAGCAUGCCGCAAUGUGGACUGAUGGGCGCUAUUUCCUCCAGGCCAGUCAGCAGAUGGACAAUAACUGGACCCUCAUGAAGAUGGGUAAUGUCCUACUUGUAGCUUCUUUUGUAUAUAAUAAGGAAAAAAAAGGAACACGAACUGUAAGAAACAUCAGGUAUAAGAAGAUGUUAAAGCUUCAAUAAAUACAUGAAUCACACAGCUAGACUUAAAGCACAAAUGCUACAACCUAAUCUGAGAGUAGAUGAAUAUAUAAGUGUACAUACAGGCUUUCUCACUUGUUGCAUACGAUGAGUUUCUUUGUAGAAAAUGAAACUUUGAGGAUGUUCUUAACACUUGUGUAAGUUGGGUCUUUCUAAUGCUCUUGCCAUUGUGUGUGAUUUUUUUAUUGUAAAUGAUUAAGGACUGAAGGAGACUCCCUCCCAGGAGGACUGGCUGAUCAGCAUCCUGCCUGAGAACUCCAAAGUGGGGGUUGAUCCUUGGAUCAUAGCUGCUGGUAAGAUGUGGUUCCAUACAAGAGAUAGAGUUGGACACAUAAUUCCAGUUCAGUGUGGUAUAAACACUGCAGUGUUCCUGGACUAUGGCAGGAAAUAUUACAUUGUAGAGAAACGAGAUAAUCUAUCAUACCUGCUCAACAACUUGAACAACUUGAAAAUUGAAAACAGGGUACUACUUUCACUGUGAUGCUAAUCAAAUAUAAUGAGUGUUAAAUUUUUUUGAUCUUACCUGCAUCUCAACACAAUCUGAUUUUGCUUUCAGAUCAGUGGAAGAACAUGUCAAAAGCGCUGAUAAGUGCAGGCCACUCUCUGGUGGCGGUGCAGGAUAACCUGAUUGAUGUGGUCUGGACAGACCGCCCAGAAAGACCCAGUACACAACUCCGCAUCCUUGGAUUAGAUUACACCGGUCAGUGCAAGCCCCAGAUUAACUACAUGAUUAGACAGAGAGUUAUUAUACAUAGUUUUUACUCUUUAACAUCUCUUCAGAGAUCUAUCUUCAACGUGAUAUUUUAAAAAUUCACACAAGGUGAAGUUAAUAUCUUACUCUAGUUUAUUUCUUAUUUUAUUGUGAGUGCAAAUUUGAUUUAUGCUUGAUACUUUUAAUUUAAUCUUUAUUUAUCUUUGAAUCUAAAAAGGAAAAAAAUCAAGGCUUCAGUCAUGUUGCUGGAUUGACAGGUUUUAAAAGGAAAUGGGAUUUGCGUCAGUGCCUGGUUGAAGAGCAUAUUUGUCACCUUGUAGGUGUAUCCUGGCAAGACAAGAUCACUGCGCUACGGGCCAAGAUGACAGAGAGGAAACUCACAUGGUUUGUUGCCACAGCGCUGGACGAGAUUGCAUGUACGUAGAGUUUUGUGCACAUGGUAUGCGGGGGAAACUCCUUAACGCAAUACGAAAGACAAUGCUUCUUUUAAGACAAAGUGUUUACUGAAAACUUAAUGAGUCAUGUUUUUCUUUAAACCAGUUUCACAAAACUUGUCAACGCCUAUUCAUUCAAAGUCUUUGGAUUCCAAACAUAAAUCACUUAAUUUGAUGGCAACAAUUUGCUUUGACCCCUUUCUUGUAAUGGCACAGUAACAACAAUGACUUGAAAGAUGACUGCUGCAGGGUAUAGUUUGACGUGUUCCAGGUUAUGGGUGGAGAUAUCCAGUACGGAUGUUACACAAUGUCCAUGUGAAAGUGGAUUUACUGGAAAAGGAAACAAAUACCUCCUUAAGGGUCUCUUGUUGAUGUAUAGUGUUAGCCUUGAUAUAUUGUGACAUGUGUAAGUUUUAACUGCGUACAACAAGCAGCAGCCAUCACUGACACUGAUGUCACACCUCUGACAUAAGUUCGUUUUGAUAGAGAUCACGAUCCAAGGACCCAGGGAUACAGGGGUGUCUCUCUAGAUGCCUGUUUAAGCACCUUGUUCAGCGUGCCUAAUGAGCUCUUGUAUCUGAUUGUUUGGUCUGAGAGUUUGUGUUAAUUAAAGUGACGCUGAUUCUGAUUGUCAUCAGGUUGUAUUUAGACCAGAGCGUUUCACUGAGUGUUAAAGUAAAGGGGAUUUGCUCAGACAUCUGCAAGUGAUGGGUGACAUGACGGGUAAAGAUCUGUUUCACCAGGCUUAGGCUUUGGUUGAGACACAGAAAAUUCAAAAUUUAGAUUAAAGUUAAAAGUGAUAACAGUUUGAUUAGCAUGAUAUCAAAUGUUACUUAAACUAAUGUUUCACUUUAUUUCCUUUUCUCAGGGCUUUUUAACCUCCGAGGCGCAGACAUUGAGUACAACCCAGUGUUCUUUGCAUAUGCCAUUGUGGGGUUGAACACAAUAAGGUAAAUAAUACACAACACAAUAGUGCAACAUAUUGGUUUGAUCUCUUUUUCAUAGAAUACCUUGAUUCUAAUGAUGAAAGUAAUAAAAAUCAACAACAGUUAAGCUAAAACUCAUGUCUGGUAAAAGCACAUAUACAAAAAUGAGUAUUUAGAUAAGUUUUAAGAGAGGAUAAGGAACUUGCUGGUUGCUGAUUAAUAAAAAAAAAAUACAAGUCUUUUAUUUAAAAGUUGACUGCAAACAGCCUGUACUCAUAGAUUUUAGAAAAUUAUUUAAAACACUCAAGAAAACUGAGUUUUGCAAUUGGAAAACAUUUACUUCACAAAUACUCUACAUCAAUUUUCAACCUAAAAUUAGCCCAGAUAAGUCAACAUCAAAUACCUUAAAUCUUUCACACCCCUUAAAGCUCUUCAUUACUGCUUCCCACACUCAUGCAAAAACCUUGAACGUUAAGUGGAGUAUUGUUCUGAAUGCCACAUGCAGAAAUAAGGUUUUUUUUUUUUUUUUUGAGUACUUCACUGAAAACCCUCUCCAUCUCUGCAGGCUUUUUGUGGACCUAAAACGUCUCUCUGAUCCAGCAUUGAGAGACCACCUGCAGCUGGACUCCCCCAGCAAACCUGAGCUAAGCAUCCGCACAUUCCCAUAUGAGUCGGUCUUCACUGAGCUCCAGGCAAUCUGUGCAGCUCUGGGCCCUAAAGACAAAGUGUGGAUCUGCGACAAGGCCAGCUGUGCCCUCACACAGGUCAUCCCAAAGGUAAGAGAUCAAAAUGGAAACCAGCAGAAAGGGAAGAUUAAAAUUUCUCUGGUGUGUGUUGGUGAGGGGACACAAAGAUUUUUUUUUUUAGUUGUGAGUUGUUCAUAUGUUUGGAAAAAAAAAAUCAUACCCUUUAUGCCUCUUUUCUUCAUCUUAUAACUGACAGUGACAAUAGCAAAGGUAUUUUGGUUAUCAUCAUUAAAUACGUGUCUAUGCUGCUCGGAUUAUUUGUAGAUCAAUUCCAGAGUACACUGGAAUAAAAUAAUUGGAAAGUACAUUUGCUUACAUAAAAUCUAAGUUGCUUUAGCUGCUUUUCAAACUGUGAAGUAACCUUUAAAUGUGCUGUAGGCUCACAGGACACCAAUUCCCUACACCCCCCUUUGCCUCGCCAAGGCUGUGAAGAAUGCCACUGAGAUUCAAGGCAUGAAAAUGGCCCACGUAAGAACCUUUGGACUUCCUUAAAUCUGCUCUGUCAUCCCUCAAUCACUGACUUUAUGGCAUCUUUAAAAACCCCCAGUACUAGUCUUAAAUCUCCCAUACUUUGCCCUCUCUACAGAUCAAGGAUGCAGUUGCGCUCUGUGAGCUCUUUGCUUGGUUGGAAAAGGAGGUACAUUUUUCACUCUUUAGCCAUGUAUUAAUAAAUGUGACAUAUUUUAAAACAUACCUACUUUAUAUUUGUGUAACCUCUCGAAACAAUAAAAAGUUCUUCAAUUGAACUGACAUAAAUGUCCAUCGAUCAGUGGGUUUGGGAGGCCUUCAUUCUCAGGAAGGAAUUUGUGUAGCCUAGUUUGGACUGGAGGAUGUACUGAUGUUUUUCUAAUGCUUCCUGCAUGACUGGAUGCUGCAGUUAUUGUGUGAUUUGUUUUUUAGAUUCCAAAAGGCAAUGUGACGGAGAUUUCCGCUGCUGACAAGGCUGAAGAGUUCCGCAGGUGGGUUUUUUUCAUGGUCAUUUCCAGAAAACACUUGGGUUUACCGGAUUUCAUUGUCGGGCUGAUCCAGUUUAACUUCAUGUCAGCUUUCAUGCUUAAAAUGCAAAGUGAUGAAUGCUGUGUGUGAUGUGUUAUGAUAGUGACUCUGCUGGAGCUAUAUCCUCCUCUAGUGGACACGGAGGGUUAGCAAAAUGUUUGCUAAAGAUCUGACAGGGGAUACAAACACCUUGUUUACCUUUCAAAAGUUUCAUCCUCUUUAUACUCUAACUUUUUUAGGAUAUAUAUACAUUUAGUAUGACUUUUGAGCCAUAAAUGGUUGGACAAUUUCAUAGACUAACUGCCCAUGAGGUUAGUGGAUCAUUAAACACAUAAAGAGUAAUCAAGACUGACGUUUCCACAAAGGAUCAGUUGUUGUUGUUUUUAUUGUGUUUUUUUUCACACUAUGCUUGUUUUUCAGUCAACAGAAAGACUUUGUUGGCCUCAGUUUCCCCACAAUUUCAAGUGUUGGUCCAAACGGAGCGAUCAUACAUUACAGGUUGGCUGAAAUGCACACAGAUGGGCUAACUUUGCACCCGUACUUUGUUGUUGUAUUAUACUUAGUUUUUAUCUCUAACUUUUUUCUUCUACCUUUCAGACCACUGCCUGAAACCAACAGGACUCUCUCUUUGAAUGAAGUAUACCUGAUCGACUCUGGAGCUCAGUACAUGUAAUUAAGCUCAUGACUGUAUGAAGAUGAAUUAUAUCUGUUGUAUUCAGACUGAUCGUCUCUGACCGUAGACUGUAUAAAGAAUGGACAGAGUCUGCCUCCUUGCUGGGUGAAGCCGCUCCGAGAACAGCACCCUCUGUUGAUGGGCUGCAGUAUAGGUCAUAAAUCCCGCCUCCACCAGCAAAGCUUACAGGGCUGUGGACUAACGUUAGAAAUUUAUUACACAGAACAUAAUUUUUUUCUCCCCCCUGCUUGCGAUGUUGACAUGUAGUUACUGUAAGACUGGUUUGUGCUUAAGUCCUCUUUUUUCUGUUAAGCUCCAUUUUUUAAAGUUAUCAGGGGGUUCACGUUUUGUAUGAUUGACACCUGAUACAGCCUAUGGGCAUUCAGGGAUUGCGUAGCUCCCCCGGGGGAUACGCUGUUUGAGCCGAGCGUCAUCACAGCGACUCUCUGCGACUGCGCGGCCGAACGCGCGCAUCGGUAAUGCGCAGCGCUGGUUUCAGGAAAUGAAGGAAAAUCCCAGAAAUACUGAGAGCUAUUUGGCUUCAAAUCCGUAUACAGGCGGAAGGCGGAACCAGGUUGUCCAUAGUUUAUACAGUCUAUGUCUCUGACUGAUAUUGCUAUGGGUUUUAUGCAUCGAUUCAUUCAAUUACAUAAUAAACUUAUUUCAGUGGAAAUGUAGCAGUUGUUACUUUUUUGUUGAAUAUUAUUAACUACAUGCAUUAACUGCUUCUUUGUCUAUGUCUGGCAGUGAUGGAACCACCGAUGUCACACGCACCAUGCACUUCGGGACCCCCUCUGCUUUUGAGAAGGUGAAUUUAUAGAGUUUUAAAGCAGUGGUUUCAAACUCAUUUAAAUCUGUGGUUGGAGUUUAUUUGACUAAAGCUUAUCACAUUAUUUCACUAUUUAAUGUGGUAACACGUACACAUCAGCAGUUAUUUAUAAAAAGUGUGUCUGUUUUCUUCUCAUGCUUUCUAGGAAUGCUUUACCUUUGUGCUGAAGGGACACAUAGCUGUCAGUGCUGCUGUUUUCCCAAACGGAACUAAAGGUGCAUGAACUUUGUACAUCAUUACUUCUUGAGCAUGUGUUAAACAGUAAGGCUCAAACCACUGAUUCACAUAUAAAGCACCUCUUGGAGUGCUAAUAUUUCUUUAAUGAAAUGUCACACAAAAACGGAUCAACAGUGGAUCCACAGGGAUCCUGAUCUUGUGGUCACGGAUCCGUGUCACUGCUCUCAGGAUGGGGUGGAAAAUUUCAAGAGCGUACUUUGUUUGCAGAACAGAGACACAGUGAGCUGUGUUUAAUAAAAGUACAUUUCAAAGACAGCAAACUGGACUUUUCACCAUAGCAUCCUGCUGUGCUUGUCAGUUUCAAACACUGACAAUAUGGGGGAAAGACACAGCAAAUAGCUUCAGUAAGAUAAAAAAACAGAGUGAUAAAGAGCACCUCACAUACUAUUUUAUGAGGAGUAUCAGCUGCUAUUCUCAAAUUCAUUUAGUGACUUUCCUGGCAUGAUAAGAGUGUCUCCGUCAUCCUUUGAUUACUUUUUUUUAUGGAUUCAGUCAAAAAAGUCAUCAAGCAUAAAUUCUCCUUUCCUUCCCCAGGACACUUGUUGGAUUCCUUUGCUCGUUCAGCUCUGUGGGAGUCAGGGCUGGACUAUCUUCACGGUACAGGACACGGUGUGGGCUGCUUCCUCAACGUCCAUGAGGGACCCUGUGGCAUCAGCUACAAGACCUUUGCUGAUGAACCUCUGGAGGCCGGCAUGAUCGUCAGUGAUGGUAAGAUAUGUUCAAAGAAGGGGCAGGUUUUUCAGUGAAGCAUCGAAAUGUCAGCUGGAGACAGUGACAUCUCUCGAUUCCAACUUUUUUUUUUUUUUUUUUUUUAUUUGAACAAAAAUAACAUAACAUGACAUAAACCACCAAUAGACAGAACAGUAAUAAUCACAAAAACAUACAAACGAAGCUAAUUAAAAACAAUUAACACAAGCACACACCAAAAACAUCAUUACAACAUAAAACAUACAGUGCAUCAGCAAAUUAAAUAAAUAAUAAUAUAAUAAAGGGUAGGAGGAAAUAAAAUUUAAAAAAAAAACAUCAAACAGUACACCAAGUUUUGCUUUCCAUUUUUUUUUUUAAGUUAAAUGCCAGCCUUCCACUUCAAUAAAUGCUUCCCACCUUUCCAAAUACUGUCCAACAUCCCCUUUCAUAUUAGCAGUAUACCCCUCCAAAAUAAAGUGACGUUUAAUAAACAUCUUAAAUUGCUUGAUAUUCAAAGAAUUUGCACUGUCAGCUUCAAAAAUAAAUCUCUUUCCCAACAAAAUAAUUAAAUUAAUAAUAUAACUGCUUGUUUCUGUAACAUCUCCAAGCAUAACAGAAAAGAAGUCACAUGUAAAACACAUCUUCAUAGCAAUACACAUUCUUUGAACCUCCCUCCAAAAAGUAGACAACAUGACAAUACCAAAACAGAUGUACUGUUGAUUCAGAUUCCAUUGAACAAAAACGACACUCAUCUGUCUCAAUAAUACCCCAAAUUUUAAGCAUUUUUCUAGUAGACAAAAAAUUAUAAAUGAUUUUUAACUGAAAGGAUCUUAAAAAUGUGUCUACAGUUGUUUUGAACAAUAGCUUGAAUACAUGUUGCCAUGGGAUAGGAAAAUCAAAAAUAUCCUCCCAUUUUUUAUAGGUAGUAUAAGGUGUAAUCAUUAGUGAUCUAGAGGUUAAGUGGAAUUUAUACAUAUUUCCAUUUAUUUUAUUUCCUUUUAACCAUCUUACAUUUCUUAUAGAAGGCUGACAAACAAAUAACUUUGACGUCCCACUACUAAUCUUUUGUUUCCAAUCUCUUUCUAUGGCAGAAAUCAAUUGAUUAUAUGAAUGAUGGGAACAAAUCAUAUCAUACAUUUCAAUAAAUUGGUUAUACUUCAUCAGUUUCCCAUCUUCAUCAACAAUAUCAUUUAUAAACAAUACACCAUGAUCAAAGACAUUUUUCCAGAAAAUUGGUUUCCCUUCAAUUAAGAUAUUUGAAUUAAACCAUAUUAUUUGCUGUAAAAUUUCAUCACGGUUUUCUGGAGGAUGAAACUGAAAAGCCAGCAUUGAAUUGCUUCCUUUAAAAAGGUGGAAACAUUUCCAAUCGUCUUAUUCACACAAUCUAUAUGAUUUGGCUGAAUCUGUAGGAAAGGAUAUAAUCUUUUUUGGAACAGUAAAUGGGUGUUCUCCAGUAUCUUACAUGAAAACCAGUCUUCAUUCAAGAAUAAUUUCUGAACUAAGGAGGAUUUAAGGGAAAAACAGAGAGACUCUAAAUUCAGUAAUUUUAACCCACCCUGUUCAUAAUUGUUGUAGAGGACUCCUCUUUUGAUCCUCUCUGGUUUAUUAUUCCAGAGGAACUUAAAGAUCUUUUGCUCAUAACCCUUAAAGAAGGAUUGUGAUGGGAUUGGGAGGGACAUAAAAAGAUAAAUAAAUUGUGAUACAACCAAGACAUUAACUAGGGUGAUUUUACCAAAAAGUGUUAAUGUUUCCCCCUUCCAUGGUUGUAAAAUCUUAUCUAUCUUUGUCAGCCUAUUAUCAUAGUUCAUCAUACUCAGGUCUUCUAAAUUUUCUGGAAUCACAAUACCCAAAACAUUAACCGGGCCAUCCGUCCAGACAAUGGGCAAUUUACUCAUUAUUUUGUAAUUUGUACCCUUCAGUGCUCCUAUCCUGAGAAUUUUGCAUUUUUCAUAGUUUGGCUUUAGACCAGAGUACUGUGAAAAAAGCUCUAAAAGUUCCAAAAGAGUUUGCAAACAAGAAGGUUUGGGGUUCAGUAGGAAACUAGUAUCAUCUGCGUACAUUGAAAUUUUUGUUUGUGUAUUCCCAAAAUCAAGCCCCUCUAUAUCCACAUUAGAUCUCACUUUAAUGGCUAGUAUUUCCAUAGCAAUUAUAAAUAAAUAUGGUGAUAAUGGGCAUCCUUGUUUUACUCCCCUUGUUAGAGGUACAGACUUUGAAAUAUAACCGUUAUUACUAAUCUUACAAUUAGUGUCAUUAUAUAAUACUCUAACCCAGUUUAUUAAGGAGUUUCCAAAAUUAAAAAAAUCUAAGCUUUUAAAAAUAAAUUCUAAACUGACCUUAUCAAAGGCUUUUUCCAAGUCAGCAAUAAAAAUUAACCCAGCUUUGUUAUUCAGCUCAUAAUCUUCAUUAAUCUCCAGCAGAUUCCAACUUUAAAAAAGUACAAAAGCAUGGCACGUUUCCAGUGAAGACUCCCAAAAGUUCUAACUUUUGUUGCUUUUAGAGUAAUUUUCAUCCCUUCAAGGCAACAUUAGAUGUUCAGUUGAACGGCGUCUGAUUAAUGUGUUUAUCCUUCGUUUCAUAUUGCAGAAGUUAAUUAAAGGCCUCAUGAAAAUGUCACAUCAUUUCUAAAUACUGCAAAUGCCACUUCUGCCACAACAGCAGGCCAGAUUUAAAUAAAUCUUCCCAAAAUGUUGCACAAAUGUCAUAAAUGCAUAUCAGCAUACACUUGGCAAGAAAAAAAGGCCCCAAAAGGUCAACGAGAUGCUUUUUUAAAGAACAUCCAAAACAAACUAAGUUUGCCUUCUCUGUGUUUGAUAUUAUUAAAACUUUAAAUAUCCCUUCUUCUUUUCCAGAGCCUGGCUACUAUGAGGAUGGAUCUUUUGGCAUUCGUCUUGAAAACGUGGUCCUUGUUGUACCAGCAAAACCAAAAGUAAGUACUAGAUUGAGCUGAAAACUUUAUCCAACCAGUCUGCUCUAUACUUUAUUGAACUACAUCUUUGGUUGUUAAUUCAAGAGAACUCAUGAUAUUUCAAUGUGUGAUGUGUGCGUGUGUGCGUGUGUGUGUUCAGUACAACUACAGAAACAGAGGCAGCCUGACGUUUGAUCCGCUCACUCUGGUUCCUAUCCAAGUCAAGAUGAUCAACACAGAGCAGCUCACUCAGAAAGAGGUAAUGAAAACUUAUACCUGCGUGAUCAAUAUUUUAAUGGCGAAAGUUGAAUGUUGUAUUUCAUAAAUCCCUGAAAUACAACAACCCAUCACUGUUAAAGUAAGACAGUGAUCAGAUAUAAUCAAUAUAAUGCAUUUCCUAUUAGGGUUUAAAUCACUAAAAGAUACCAUCAUGAUUCUUGGAUGGCUCUUUGAUAACCUUUGCUCUCUGCCCUGCAGCGGGACUGGGUGAACGAGUACCACAGGAAGUGCCGGGAGGUAAUCGGAGCAGAGUUGGAGAGGCAGGGUAGGAAGAACGCGUUAGAGUGGCUGAUCAGAGAGACGCAGCUGAUCAUCUGA